AUCAUUCCCACGUUUUUAUUCAAUUCAAAAAACCCAAAAUCCAAAAAAAAAAAAAAACCUUCUCUUUUCUCUUCUCUUCUCUUCUCUUUCUACUGUUCUUUCUUGCUUUUCUUCUUCUUCCGCCUUUUUCUUCUUCUUCUUCAAGCUUCGUUAACUGAGUCUCAUUGUUCAGAAGAAGGAUCACAACACCAUAAUCGGAGAGUGAGUAACCAUCCAAUGACUUGGUAGGCUUAUAUAUUAACAAAAAAAGAAAAGAAAAAAGAGUAGAGAUUAGAAUUGAAGUUGACAGAGUUUCAUGACCCCUUGUUAGCAAUCUUAGCUUAAGAUUUGCAGAUGAAGAAGCUAUUCUUUUUCAGAUCCUCUGCCACUGGCACUGGAAACUCGAAUAAUAAAGAAGAAAGUUACCCUGAGAAUCUGUCAUCAAGUCAAGCCAGUCACAUGGCUGAGAGUAGUUUUCCAAGUCCCAAAGGCUUGUUUUCCAAGUCUCGAAAACAAGUAUCUGAUGUUCAGAAUUCGAGUAAUAAUACCCCAGUUCUUAGGAGGAGUCGUUCUAUGUCAUCAGCAGCCUUUGUUGGUGUUGAGCCAGCACAAUGUGAUUUCUCUUCCUCAAGAAAUCAUAGUAGAUCUCCCACUCCUAGUGUAAGGAGUGGUGGUGUCCCUCAUCAGCAUAGUGAUCGUUCCCUUCGUUCUCUUACACCCGAGAGGCGAACAACCAAGCGUUUUGAAAUGCCAGCUUUGCAGAAUACACAUGGAGUAGGGAGACAUGGUUCUGCUUGUUCUCCUAAGAAGCACCAUGAUUCCUCUGGAAGCUCUUCCACUUCCUCCAGUAAUGUCUCGAGUAAAGUUGUGGAUCGCUACAUUGAUGGGGAGCAACACCAAGGACAGAACAAACCUGAACACAAUGCUCAGGGAAAUUUGGGUGGAAGUAGUGGCAAAGGAGGCAAUUGGCGCCCUCCACGCGUGCAGUAUGCCUCACCUUCUUCUCCAGCAGAAAGUGUCAAAGAUAAACGAAGAGGUCAUUCAUUUAGAGAAUCCAAAAGCUCUCAUCUUCGUUUCUCCUCUACAGACUUGGCUGAAUAUGGAUUUGGUCACGAAUCACCCCGCAGACUUGCUAAGAAUGUUGUUGAGAGGCUUUCACAGCCUCGUGUUCAGGAAACUAGUCAAAAGGAGAUUAGCUACGACAUGCCAGUUACACUCGAAGACAUUUAUGGUGGAUCCAUGAAUAGAGGCUUUGAUGCUAAUUCUGACAUAGUUCCUCCAAGAAAUUAUUCACUGGAUGAACCUUGUGAAACUGUUAAAAAAUACCAUGGGGAGGAUGAUAAUGAUUAUCCAUACUUCCAAAAUAAAGUGGUUGGAGAUCAUUGUGAGGUUUUGGAGGAAAUGGAUGUGCACUUAAAGAGAAGAUCUAAGGAAGCUGAGGAGAAGGUCAUGGUUUUAUCUGAAGAACUCGAGCAACAAAGCUUUCUACAUGGAAGUGGAUUUGAUGUGCAGUCUUUGAUUCAGAAAAUUGGGGAACUUGCUGAGGAAAGAGUAAGCUUGGCACAUGAUGUUUCAAGCCUUCUGCAUUCACAAAUUGCUGAACGAGCUUCGUUCAAGGAAGAACUUAGACAUGCGAAAGAAGACCUGAAAUGCCAAACCCGAAGACUAGAGAAGGAAAAAUAUGAGUUACAAUCAGCACUGGAGAGGGAGAUAGACAGGAGGUCCAAUGAGUGGUCAAGUAGGCUUGAGAAAUAUCAGUCAGAGGAACAAAAGCUUCGUGAGCGAGUUAGAGAGCUUGCAGAGCAAAAUGUAUCACUUCAAAGGGAAGUCUCAAGUUUUAGUGAUAAAGAUGCAGAGAGCAGAAGCAAGAUCACCUAUUUUGAGCAACAAUACAAGGACCUGACCGAAAGGGUGGACAACAUGAAAGAGGAGAAUCAAGAUCUUCAGAAGAAUCUUACCGAGUUUCAAGAGAACUAUAAAGCUGCAGAAGAAAAUCGGGUUUGUGUACAAAAGAAUUUUGAAAACAAAGAGAAAGAAUGCAGAGAACUACACAAGUCUAUCACAAGAUUAUUAAGAACCUGCAGUGAACAAGAGAAGACAAUUGUUGGUUUGCGAGAAGCCUUUGAUGAGGAACUGGAGAAGAGCCAACAGUUAGGGAAUUUCGAUAAGCAUGUGGCAAGGUUGCAAAUGGAGCAAAUGAGAUUGACAGGAGUGGAGGUGGCCUUGAGAAGGGAGUUGGAAACUUUAAGGCUUGAAGUUGAUUCUCUUCGACGUGAGAAUAUGAAUUUAUUAACCAGGUUAAAAAGCAAUGGAAGAGAAGGUGUUACUUUAACUAUUCAGCUCGAUAAGGAAAUGUGGACUCGCAUUUGCUGUUUACAAAAUCAAGGACUGUCAAUGUUAACCGAAAAUUCACAGUUAUGCUCAAAAUUACUUGAAUUUGUCAAAGGCAGAAUUGUCCAAUGUUCAGAUACAAAGCAUGGAAAUGAAGCUAUCAAGCAUGGUUUAGAUGGGCACUUUGUCAUGGAAUCUGAAAUGAAAGUUCAAGGAAUGAGACGCGAGAUUGAAAGCUUAUCGAGGAGUUUGCUGACAAUUUCCAGUUUGUUGGAUGACAAGUCCAAACUAACAGCUUCUAUAUUUCAGCCAAAGAACAUGGAUGCAAACGGUUUGGUGCAUUCAAAUUGGCAAACUCCAGAGGACCAUAUAAAGUAUGAACUCAAAGCAGAAACUUUGUUGACAAGUUUAUUGAGAGAAAAAUUAUAUUCUAAAGAACAGGAGGUUGAACAGUUACAAGCUGAGCUUGCAACAGCUGUAAGAGGUACCGAUAUACUUCAAUGCGAAGUCCAAAAUGCAAUGGACAACGCUGCCUUUGUCGCCCACAAGUUGAAAGAUCUUGAACUUCAGAUGCUUAAGAAGGAUGAUACUCUUAACAGUAUCCAGAAUGAUCUUCAAGAAUCGAACAAGGAGUUAACCGUUAUGAGAGGUAUGCUGCCAAAAAUCUCUGCAGAGAGAGAUUUGAUGUGGAAUGAAGUGAAGCAAUAUAGUGAAAAGAACAUGCUUUUGAACUCUGAGGUUAAUGUACUGAAAAAGAAGUUAGAGUCUCUCGACGAAGAGAUACUUCUCAAGGAUGGUCAGAUCACAAUCCUAAAAGACACCAUAGGGAAGAAGAAACCUUUCGAUCUUCUCCUAUCGAGUCCUGACUCAACACCAGACUUUUGUCUCCAAUAAGAACUAUACUUGUUGAUAGUUUUAUACAUUUUUCAGGUUUUUUUUGCAACUGAUCAGUUUCAUACUUGUAUGUAGUUUGCUUACUUACCUUUCAUACCAAGUAAUUGUGUUUCAGCAGUGUGUCAAUGAAUGUGUUGAUUCAUUUUUAUUUUUUAGUAGUUACUCUGUUUGUAUUGGGAAGAUCAAUGAAAUAUAAUUGGGUGUUUGUGCUACAA
Cannabis sativa is the source of this 3419-nucleotide messenger RNA. RefSeq lists its product as uncharacterized. Lineage: Eukaryota; Viridiplantae; Streptophyta; Magnoliopsida; Rosales; Cannabaceae. Bases 334 to 3204 code for a protein of 956 amino acids. The transcript has 5 exons. The record is from RefSeq and is a predicted model, not a curated record.